AUGUCUCCCGCUACUCUGUUCACCUUCACAAUGCCAACCACAUCUUGGGCUCCACGCGCGGCCGCCAAAGUUCGGUCUACGCCCGUCUUUUGCCCAACGACAGCUAGCCGAACCUUCACAACCACAAUGCCCCGCCGCACUUUCUCCUCGUAUCUCGUCACUCCCAAGGAGGUCCACGAGGCUAUGCAAAAGAGUCCGCCAUCGCCUAUUAGCACACAUCCGAGAGUCAUCUGCCUCAACGCAGCAUGGUUCCUCCCAAACGACCCGGAAGGCCGGACUGGCAUCGAGUCCUACCGGAAGUCACGGAUUCCCAAGUCGCGCUUCUUUGACCUAGACAAGGUCAUCGACCGCCACAGCCCUUAUCCGCACAUGCUCCCCGAACCCAAGAAGUUCGCCUCUGCCAUGAGCGAGCUCGGGGUGCGCAAAGAAGACACUGUCGUUGUUUAUGAUACCAAGGAGCUUGGGAUCUUCUCAGCCCCUCGAGUGGCAUGGACCCUCCGGGUUUUCGGUCACCCAAAGGUCCACAUUCUUAACAAUUUCCGCACGUGGUGCGACGAGGGGCUACCCAUCGAGAGUGGAAACCUGUAUAACGUCGAGUGCUGCACGUACCCGAUCCCAGAGAUCUCCGCCGACAAGGUAGCUGACUUCGAGGAGGUUCGCGAUGUUGCGAUUGAUCACAAUAAGGAGGGUGCCGAGGGUGUUCAAAUCCUUGAUGCGAGGUCGGCAGGCCGCUUCGAUGGCACCGCUGCCGAGCCAAGGCCGGGAUUGUCAUCGGGCCACAUGCCGGGCGCCAUAAACCUACCCAUCGAUAUGCUCCUUGACCCCAAGACCAAGGCAUUCCUGCCGGCAGAUCAGCUUAGGAAGGUCUUUGAAAGCAAGGGAGUCGACCCUUCCAAGCCAAUAGUCUCGACAUGUGGCACUGGAGUGACGGCUUGCAUCAUCGACACGGCGCUCGAAGUAGCCCAAUUUGGUGACCCAGCGAAGCGCAAGGUUUAUGACGGCAGCUGGACCGAAUGGGCCCAGCGUGUCAAACCAUCGGAUUCUUUGAUCCGCAAAUCUGGAGAAUGA
This is a messenger RNA of Pyricularia pennisetigena, 1068 nucleotides long. RefSeq lists its product as uncharacterized. Gene Ontology annotation, biological process: transsulfuration. NCBI's taxonomy places the organism in Eukaryota, Fungi, Ascomycota, Sordariomycetes, Magnaporthales, Pyriculariaceae. The transcript is spliced from 2 exons. The record is from RefSeq and is a predicted model, not a curated record. Bases 1 to 1068 code for a protein of 355 amino acids. Gene Ontology annotation, molecular function: thiosulfate-cyanide sulfurtransferase activity. Gene Ontology annotation, cellular component: mitochondrion.